AUGAAACAGCACACACUUCAAUUAGAAGGAGUAACUCUUGAUGUUCCGAACCAGAACUUGUCCUCCAACGAGAAAUAUGCUAGGCUAAUUAAUGGUCUGACUGCAGACUUUAAGUCUGGGAAUGUGUAUGCAUUCAUGGGGACCAGUGGAAGCGGAAAGACAACAACGUUGGAGACCAUUGCAGGACUAGUCCCGAGCGGAUCCAGAACAGGAGGAAGAAUCCUGGUAGACGGGCAAGAAAGAAAUCCUGAUGAGUUUCCUUAUGAAUUUGCAUAUGGAGACCAGCUGGGCUACAUCAUUGACGAACUGACUGUUGAAGAGUUUGUCUACUACUAUGUAGUAUCCUCUCUUCCAGAGGAAAGCAAAGAGCGUGUCAGGGAAAAGAUGGAUGAGGUAUUGGAGAAUCUCCUUAACAUAGGCCAUAUUAGGCACAACAAGAUGAAGAAUAUCUCUGGGGGAGAGCAGAAAAGGGCAAAUCUUGCAAGGACCUUUACCAAGAUGCUUUUGCUGGAGGGAGAGCUAAAGGUAGUGCUUCUUGAUGAGCCAACCAGUGAGCUUGACGCCGGGCUGGCACUGAAGUUGGGAGAGUUCCUCCGCGAUUAUGCCAGGAGGAGUAAUUCCAUCGUGCUCGUAACUGUUCACCAGCCAGGGGCAGAGCUUUACAAUACCUUUGAUAACCUCCUGUUCAUGAACAACGGGGAAAAGCUAUAUCUAGGGCCUUCACGUGAUUUUAUCAAGUUCUUGGGCACCAAGGGAAUCCACAACGACGGUGGGCCAGAGACUAACAUGGAGUUUCUCUUCAGCCUUUUCACGAAAGGGUCCAAGAUGUCGAAGAAAUACGAGAAGCAACUUGAGCAGAUAGCCAAGGAAAUGAAUGAGGAAAAGAAGGAAGAAAAGAAGCUCAGAACCUCUGACGACACAGAGAUUAAUUUUAUCCCCAAUCUCUAUGUGUCCUUCCAGAUGGCCAUAAGGCAGAUAAUUAUAGACUGGAGGAAUCGGGAAAUCUUGUACAGUCUUGCUAUGCCCAUCGCCAUGGCUCUUUUCCUUGUUACCGGUAAGUAUAUAUACAAGGACUUUUCUAUCGCUACUAUUAAGGCAUCUAUGCUGUCUCUUUCUCUGUAUUAUGUAAUGAAUCCAUCUGGACUGAUGAACGAUAAACACUAUGUCACUGAGGAAUCCAAUAGAAAGCUAUAUGGUGCUGCAGAGGUGUGGUUCUCUUCAUUGAUCUCUGAUACUCUCGUAUCUAUUUUGAAGUACUGCAUUUUCUUUGGAAUUAUAUAUGCUUUUGGGUUAAUUAGUAUGGACCAUGCGUUCCUUGGACAAGUACUUAUGUACACUUUGGGAGGUACUGUAUCCUCCAUGUUAUUCAGGUCUAUGGCCAGUCCUCUAUCAACUCUUGGAAAAGUUUUUAAUACAACCAUGGUGCUUAUGUUUCAACUAUCUGGGGCUUUACUUGGAGCCGGGGCUUUACUUGGAGCCCUUACUUUAUGGAUCAGUGUUAUUCCUGAAGGAUCCAUUCCUCAGGAGGAAAUUGAUGCGUUUAUUAGUAACUUUUUUGAUAGUACGGGUAGUACGGGUAGUACCAGUAUAUUCUCUAAGGUGGGAUCCUGGGUAAUUCGUUUUAUAUGCCUUGUUCCCAAGGUAGUUAGGUCAUUCCUAAGGAUCUUGUUCUUGAUGUUCCAUCCUUUUGCUUUUUUCCAUUCAUCUAUCUUGGAUGCAGAAAAAAGUUCAUACAAGCUCUUUUUUUGA
This is a messenger RNA of Encephalitozoon cuniculi GB-M1, 1749 nucleotides long. RefSeq lists its product as uncharacterized. NCBI's taxonomy places the organism in Eukaryota, Fungi, Microsporidia, Unikaryonidae. Gene Ontology annotation, molecular function: ATP binding; ATP hydrolysis activity. The coding region runs from base 1 to 1749 and encodes 582 amino acids. The record is from RefSeq and is marked provisional. The transcript has a single exon.